CGCCGGACGCGCAGAGCCGGGGGCUGCGGGGCCGACGGCUGCCGGGCGAGCGCGCACGGGGUCGCGGCGCGGGGGCGUCCCCGGCCGGGACGCGGGGGCGUCGGUGCCCGGGGAGCGCCCGGAUCGCAGGCUGCCAAUGCCCAGACCCCAGAGUACCCCCGGCACCACCAUGACUGGGCCACUAAAGAGGAAGUUUGACCAGCUGGAUGAGGACUCCUCCUCGCUCUGCUCCUCCUCCUCCUCUUUGUCUUCCCCGGGCCACCGUUCUUGCUCCUGCUCUCCCAGCUCUUCAGUCUCCCUGGCCUGGGACUCGGAUGAGGAGGGCCCCUGGGAUCACUUGCCCUUGCCUGCCCGUGACUUCUGUGGCUUCCGAAGUUUCACGCCCCUGUCCAUCCUGAAGAGGGCUCCCCGGAAGCGUCCAGGCCGCGUAGCCUUCGAUGGCAUCACUGUCUUCUACUUUCCCCGGUGCCAAGGCUUCACCAGCGUGCCCAGCCGAGGUGGCUGCACUCUGGGUAUGGCCCCCCGCCACACUGCCUGCCGCCGCUUCUCCUUGGCUGAAUUUACACAGGAGCAAGCCCGGGCACGGCGUGAGAAGCUGCGCCUACGCUUGAAGGAGGAGAAGUUGGAGGCUCUACGGUGGAAGUUCGCGGAGUCUGGGGUACCCGAGACGGAGGCCAGCCUGCCACUCACAGUGGACGCCAUCGAUGACGCCUCUGUAGAAGAGGACCUGGCUGUGGCCGUGGCAGGUGGCCGAUUGGAGGAGAUGACCUUCCUACAGCCCUACCCGGCCCGGCGGCGACGGGCUCUGCUGCGGGCUGCUGGUGUGCGGAGGAUCGAUCGCGAGGAGAGGCGGGAGCUGCAGGCCCUGCGCCAGUCCCGGGAGGACUGCGGCUGUCGCUGUGAUCGGGUCUGUGACCCUGAGACCUGCAGCUGCAGUCUGGCGGGCAUCAAGUGCCAGAUGGACCACACUGCGUUCCCUUGCGGCUGCUGCAGGGAGGGCUGCGAGAACCCCAAGGGCCGCGUGGAAUUCAAUCAGGCCCGGGUGCAGACUCACUUCCUGCACACGCUCACCCGCCUGCAGCUGGAGCAGGGGGCUGAGAGCCUGGGGGAGCUGGAGGCUCCUGCCCCGGGCAGCCCAGCCAGCCCCGCUGAGCAGGCCCUGGCUCCUGCUUUUCCUCUGGCCAAGCCCCCUGUGAGCAGUGAGCUGGGCGAGAACAGCUGUAGCAGCGACAUGACCGACUCGUCCACAGCUUCGGGUAUAAGUGAGGCCCCCAGCAGCGCCACGCACCCAGCCCUGCCUGGCCCUGGCUUCCAGCCUGACGUGGAUGAUGACAGCCUGGCCCGGGUCCUGAGUCUCAGUGACUCUGACCUAGGAGGAGAGGAGGAGGAGGAAGAGGAAGGGGGGGUGGGGGGCCUCGACAACCUCAGCUGCUUCCACCCCGCUGAUAUCUUUGGUACUGGUGACCCUGGUGGCCUGGCCGGCUGGACCCACAGCUAUUCCAGCUCUAGCCUCACGUCGGGCAUCCUGGAUGAAAAUGCCAACCUGGAUGCCAGCUUCUUCCUAAACGGGGGCCUUGUGGGGUUGGGAGAAGGCAGCCUCCCUGGCACCUCGGUGCUGCCCAGCUCGGACGCUGGCCAGAGCGACUCUGUGGACCUCAGCUUGUCUUCCUGUGACUCCUUCGAGCUGCUCCAGGCCCUGCCGGACUAUAGUCUGGGGCCUCACUACACCUCCCGGAAGGUGUCUGACAGCCUGGACAACCUCGAGGCACCCUGCUUCCCCUUGCCUGCCUUUUCUCCACCAGGGGACGCUGGCGCUUGCUUCCUGGAGUCCAUCAUGGGCCUGCCUGACGCAGCUGCCGAGGCCCUGACUCCCUUCGUGGACAGCCAGCUGUUUGAGGAUGCUGCCCCCGCGCCUCUGGUGGGGCCAGUGCCUGUGUGAGGACCAGGGUACCUCCCGUGGUCCUGAGAGCCCCAAGAGCUGCCUUGUAGUAAUAAUGAGGACUCCCUGAGGUCUGUAUGUUAAGGGUUUCCCUUUGGCUGGCUCAUCCAUGUGGGCACUCCUGAUUUUUGUGCAACACUCUGGAUUGAUUUAUUUAUUUUUGUAACUUUCUGUGCUGAAGAGAGGGCGGGGAGGGGGCUUUCCUUUUCAGCCACUCGGCCCCCCACCCCCACCCCCAAAGCCCAUACAGUCUCUACUUCCACUUCCACGGUGCGUGCCAGGAACAGGAGGAAACAGGGCUCCUCUGGAGCUUUGCAGACCCGUUUUUGGUCUUGUGUGAUGUUCCUUAGCCCGAACAAUACAAGGCUGAGAUCAGCCACUUCUAAUGGCUUCUUCUGCUACCCUGAGCCCCAGACCCACCCAGGUGGCUGUAUUUUCUGGACUGUGAAGACUAUAAUUUAUUUCCAUAAUUUAUUUGGAGACUAGAUGGCACAGGCUUCUCCCCUCUGGAUGAGGGGCCGUGCUGGGGUCAGGGUGGGGCACAGACCCCUGUAAGGCCCUUUUGCCUUGUAGUCCCACAACCCUGCCCUGCCUGGGCUUUGGUAUAAAGCAGGUGUGAACCUGGGCCCUAUGUCUCCUGGGGCAGAUGCCUGGCUCUUGGUGGGUAGCUGAGGACAGCAUCGCGGUAGGGGGCUGGGCCGGACUGCCCAACCGUGACCAAAACCCGCUUCUGCCCCACACAGCCCCCUCUGCUUCCUGUCCUCUGCCUCUUCAUCUUCCUCCCUGAAGGCCACAGCCUUUACCUGGGCCAGUAAUGUAGAAGGGAAGCAGGAGGCCCAGAGAGGGCAAGGGGCUAACCUCGGGGCCCGCAGCAUGCCCCUGACUGCUAUCUCAGGGCUUUCUGGGCACUGCCUGCCUGCCUGGGCCACCUGCCCAUGCUCUAAGGUCAGUUGGCUGGGGUGAGGGGUAGCCCCUUUGCAGCUCCUAUGCCCUUCAUUUGCUGGGGUUGAGUUUUGCAUCCUUAUUUCUGUAUCGUCCUUGAGUGUUAGAACUAUAAUUUAUUCAUUUUUCUCUAUGUCUGUGCCAAGAAGCCCAGGCUCUGGGCCUACCUUCUUGCCCAGGAGGCCUUGCCAGCCUGUGUGCUUGUGGGAACACCUUGUACGUGAGCUUACAGGUACCAAUAAAGAGGCUCUAUUUUUAACA
This is a messenger RNA of Nyctereutes procyonoides (raccoon dog), 3142 nucleotides long. It is a transcript of the gene CSRNP1, whose product is annotated as cysteine and serine rich nuclear protein 1. Gene Ontology annotation, molecular function: sequence-specific DNA binding; DNA-binding transcription factor activity, RNA polymerase II-specific. The record is from RefSeq and is a predicted model, not a curated record. Gene Ontology annotation, biological process: regulation of transcription by RNA polymerase II. The transcript is spliced from 5 exons. The coding region runs from base 137 to 1939 and encodes 600 amino acids. Lineage: Eukaryota; Metazoa; Chordata; Mammalia; Carnivora; Canidae. Gene Ontology annotation, cellular component: nucleus.